AUGGAAAACGCUGUGUUAGACCACUUUAAAUUGGUUGAUACGUACUUUGACAUACACAAUAUGGACAAUUUGAUUUUCUCAAAUUUUGAUAUGCAAAAUACGGAAUUGAACAUUCGAAAGGUCGAGAAUGUCACCUUUGAAAAUUCAAAAUUUGUCGACGCGAGAAUUUACACCGAAGUCAAAGACAACGAACACAUCGACUUAUUUAAUGUUUACUUCACUCAUACAUACAUCAACGACAAGUAUUAUUAUACAGCUCAUGGAUACUUUUACAUUGAUGCUGAUAAUAAAGUCAUAUAUGGUAAAUAUAACACAAAUGAAGCGAUGAGCGCAUAUUUUGUCACCCGUGUUGUUAUUUGUUGCAUUUAUGCAGCAUCGGUGUAUUAUAAACACGUUAUGAUAAAUAUGUAA
Messenger RNA from Entamoeba invadens IP1, 411 nucleotides. RefSeq lists its product as hypothetical. Lineage: Eukaryota; Evosea; Mastigamoebida; Endamoebidae. The coding region runs from base 1 to 411 and encodes 136 amino acids. The transcript has a single exon. The record is from RefSeq and is a predicted model, not a curated record.